ACACAUGUGCGCUCAGAGAGUUAAAUAACACUUACAUUUCAACUUUGUUUGAUCAGAAUAUAAAUUAAAUUUGUAUCAAGUUUUCAGUGUUUUUGAUCAGACAGCGCAGUGAAUAAAUCAAUCAACAAUGAGUUUGCGGGCUUAUGGUCUCCUCUUGAGGACGCGUCAAAUGACCCGGGUGUGCCGGCAAGCGCAUCGGACAGCGACCUUUGCCUUAAGCUUGCCUCUGCAGCAGCCGCAAUCACCGAAAACAGCUCUGCCGCAACGUCGGCUUGCCACAGCUGCACCGGAAUCUUCAAAAUUGGACAAACAUGAGUUCCAGGCAGAGACACGGCAAUUGCUUGACAUUGUCGCCCGAUCCCUGUAUUCGGACCACGAGGUGUUUGUGCGCGAGCUAAUCUCGAAUGCGAGCGAUGCCUUGGAGAAGUUCCGGUACACGGCCCUAAGCACAACAAAUGAAGGGCAGCUGGCGGCGAGAGAUCGUCCACUAGAGAUUCGCAUCACCACGGACAAGCCGCAGAUGCAGCUCAUCAUUCAGGACACCGGCAUUGGCAUGACCCGUGAGGAACUUGUCAACAACUUGGGCACCAUUGCACGCAGCGGAUCCAAGCAGUUCCUCGAGGAGCUCAAGCAGCAGCAGCAACCCGCCCAAGCCAGCUCGAAUAUAAUCGGCCAAUUCGGCGUGGGAUUCUACUCCGCCUUUAUAGUUGCCCAGCGCGUGGAGGUUUACACGCGAGCAGCCACUCCCGACGCGGUUGGCUUGUGCUGGUCCACAGACGGCAGCGGAACCUAUACCAUUAGGGAGGCAGAGGAGGCCGAGCACGGCACCAAGAUCGUCCUCCACCUGAAGACCGACUGUCGCGAGUAUGCGGACGAGGACCGCAUCCGCACCGUGAUCAAGAAGUACAGCAACUUUGUGGGCUCGCCCAUUCUGCUGAACGGCAAGCAAGCAAACGAAAUCAAGCCGCUGUGGCUAAUGGACCCGCAGAGCAUCUCUAAGGAGCAGCACCAAGACUUCUAUCGCUUCAUAAGCAACAGCUUCGAUUCUCCACGCUUCACACUCCAUUACAACGCAGAUGUACCACUGAGCAUCCAUGCACUGCUUUACUUUCCGGAGGGAAAGCCUGGUCUGUUCGAGAUGUCCCGCGACGGAGCCACGGGCGUCGCCCUGUACACGCGCAAAGUGCUGAUCCAGUCCAAAACGGAGCACUUGCUGCCCAAGUGGCUGCGGUUUAUCAAGGGCGUGGUCGACUCCGAGGACAUUCCCCUGAAUCUGAGCCGGGAACUGUUACAGAAUAACAGCCUGAUCCGCAAGCUAUCCUCUGUUAUCUCCAGUCGUGUCAUCCGCUUUUUGCAGGAGCGCGCAAAGAAGCAGCCAGAGGAAUAUGAGGCUUUUUAUCGCGACUAUGGACUGUUUCUGAAGGAGGGCAUUGUUACGUCCAGCGACACUUCGGAGAAGGAGGAAAUCGCCAAGUUGUUGCGCUUCGAGUCGUCCAAAUCGCCCUCUGGUCGCAUCUCUCUGGACGAUUACUACAAAGAAGUCAGUGCCGACCAGAAGGAUAUAUACUACCUGGCGGCCCCUAAUCGCAUCCUUGCCGAAUCCUCGCCCUACUACGAAAGCCUAAAGAAGCGAAACGAGCUCGUGCUCUUCUGCUAUGAGCCCUACGAUGAACUAGUGCUCAUGCAGCUGGCACAGUACAAAAAUAAGAAGCUGGUCUCCGUUGAGAAGGAGAUGCGCAACCAGUCCCAGGACCCCGCUGCUCUGCAAGACUUUGGAGAGGGCAGCCUUAGUAGCACUGAAGUGGACAGCCUUCUGCCCUGGCUGCAAAGCCAGCUCAAGGGUCAGGUGGCUAAAGUAAAGGCUACCACGCGCCUGGACACACAUCCCUGUGUCAUCACCGUUGAAGAAAUGGCCGCUGCGCGACAUUUCAUACGCACUCAGAGCCACCAGCUUCCCGAAGAGAAUCGUUUUGCCUUACUUCAGCCAGAGCUGGAAAUCAAUCCAAAACAUCCCAUCAUAAAGAAAUUGUUUUCCUUACGUACAAGCGAGCCAGAACUGGCGGAGCUGAUCGCCAAGCAACUGUUUGCCAAUGCGAUGGUUGGCGCGGGCCUCGCGGAAGAUCCUCGCAUGUUGCUCACUAAUAUGAACUCGCUGUUAUCUAAAGCUUUAGAAAAAUACUAACGCAACACU
Molecule: messenger RNA, 2191 nt
Organism: Drosophila navojoa
Lineage: Eukaryota; Metazoa; Arthropoda; Insecta; Diptera; Drosophilidae
Gene: Trap1
Product: TNF receptor associated protein 1
Biological process (GO): protein folding
Molecular function (GO): ATP binding; ATP hydrolysis activity; ATP-dependent protein folding chaperone
Source: RefSeq, a predicted model, not a curated record